AUGGCGUUUCUGUUGCCGAUAUUUUCCGAUUUCGAUGACGCUUUUCAAUCGGGCGAUCCACUUGCUGAGCUGUUGAAUCGCCUAACUAUAUACAUCAGUUUUUGCGGCAUACUCACCACAUGGUGGAUUAAUUGGACCGGACGUCAACGAUUGCAGCGGCUCUUCAACGAGUUUCUUAAUAUCGAAAUCGAUUAUUUCCAUCGUUAUAAACACUUGAGCGAUGAAUGUGCGACUUUCGAUUACUGUGUGAUGUGGAAGGUUUUCGCGACAUUUUUACAAAACAUGUCAUUCUUCUAUAGCACCGCGCUGGCUGAUAAUCCCGCCGCCUUAUUCAUUACGUUCAUGUGCUUAACGGUAUUGCUGACGAAUGUAAUUUUCCUCGUACAGUCGCACUUCUUUCUGGCGGUAUUAUUUACUUAUCGUUUUAUUUGGGUAUUGAAUCGGCGUUUGGAGUGUAUAAUCGACAACGAAGUGACGCCACGUCAGCAUCGAGGACUGAGCAUAGAAAUCGAUAACAUUGCAGACAUCUACACACGCUUGAUAAGUCUCUGCGAGCGCUACACACGCAUACAUCAAUACCAGCUGUUGCUGGUGAUCGGCGCGAUGACCAUGUGCAAUAUUGAGGUGCUCUUCUAUGUGCGUCUGCUUUGGAGCGGCAAAGUGAGCGAGCUGAAUGCGCUCAAUGUGUUGGCGACAUUGCAGAUAUUUGUUGUAAAUGUACUGGACUUUUGGUUGACCAUAACAAUUUGUGAGCUGGCGUUGGUGACGUCGCGUAGCACGCAGGAGUUAUUACGUAACUUCAAUGGGAAACACGAAUUGUCGACUCAGUUGGAGCGGAGCUUGGAAUGCUUUGCCAUCAUCUGCAGCAGCAAGAAGUUGCGAUUUCAUAUGUGCGGGCUAUUUGACAUUAAUCACUCGAGCGGCCUAAAGGUUCUGCUGACAAUGAUACUAUAUCUUAUAUAUUUAGUACAAUAUUAUCAUAAGAAUCUGUAG
Messenger RNA from Zeugodacus cucurbitae (melon fly), 993 nucleotides. RefSeq names its product gustatory receptor for bitter taste 22e-like. The transcript is spliced from 2 exons. The coding region runs from base 1 to 993 and encodes 330 amino acids. Gene Ontology annotation, biological process: sensory perception of taste. The record is from RefSeq and is a predicted model, not a curated record. Gene Ontology annotation, cellular component: membrane. Lineage: Eukaryota; Metazoa; Arthropoda; Insecta; Diptera; Tephritidae.